Molecule: messenger RNA, 276 nt
Organism: Trichomonas vaginalis G3
Lineage: Eukaryota; Parabasalia; Trichomonadida; Trichomonadidae
Product: protein of unknown function, DUF4106 family
Exons: 1
Coding region: 1-276 (91 amino acids)
Source: RefSeq, a predicted model, not a curated record
AUGGAACAUAUGUGCCAGCUGGUGGAACUUAUAUACCACCAAACCCUCCAAGAGAAGCACCUGCACCAGGACUACCUAAAACAUUUACAUCGUCACAUGGACACAGACACAGGCAUGCACCAAAACCAACACAACAACCAACACAACAACCAACACAACAACCAACAGUUCAAAACACUGCACCACAACCAACAGUUCAAAACACUGCACAGCAACAACCACAAACAGAGCAAGGACAUAAAAGAAGUAGAGAACAAGGAAACCAAGAAUUCUUAA